Molecule: messenger RNA, 723 nt
Organism: Rotaria sp. Silwood2
Lineage: Eukaryota; Metazoa; Rotifera; Eurotatoria; Philodinida; Philodinidae
Source: the annotation of a GenBank genome assembly
AUGACAUAUGUCUUUCAUUUAGGUAUACGAUCACAACUCCCACGUGUGUCAUAUAUCAAAGCAAUUGACGUAUGGAUGUCAGCAUGUCUGGUUUUUGUUUUUGCUGGUUUACUUGAAUAUGCAUUAGUCAAUGUUAUUGCACGUAAAGGUGAAUUAAGACAACAAGUUCGUUUUUCAAAAGAAAAAAAAAGUUCGGACAGACCACCGAAAUUAACUUUGAUUCAAAGACUACAGAAUGGCUCAUCUUUUGCUGCUGAGAGAGUUAUUGGUAAUCGUCUUGCUCAAGUACAUUUUUAUAAAAAAGAAGAUACACAUGGUAGUGGUGAAACAAUGGAAACACUUGUGCAUAAGUCAAGUAGCGGUGGUGUUAGCGGUGAUAGAAAUAUAAGUGGUAAUGCUACUUCACAUGUACAAUAUUCAUCUAUGUCAAAUGCAAAUGCAUCGUCAUCAACAACCCAACUCAAUCCAAUACCACAAGUUGUCUUGCCACAACCCGCUCGAAUAGCAAAAGCUGCUAAACCUAUUCGUGAUAGUGCACAAUUUAAAAAUAAACAACGACAAGUUCGUUUUGAUCUGCAAACAAUAUCUUGUCAACCUAUGAAAAUAAAAUGGACUAUUGAAGAAUUUAAUGAUAUAUUUAAACGAUUUCAAUGUUCAGUUACAGCUGAUUAUUGGCAAAGUCUAAAGAAACGUGUCUAUGAAAAACAUAAUCGUCAAAUUUAA